This is a messenger RNA of Rhodofomes roseus, 1545 nucleotides long. RefSeq lists its product as uncharacterized. NCBI's taxonomy places the organism in Eukaryota, Fungi, Basidiomycota, Agaricomycetes, Polyporales, Fomitopsidaceae. The coding region runs from base 1 to 1545 and encodes 514 amino acids. The record is from RefSeq and is a predicted model, not a curated record. The transcript is spliced from 2 exons.
AUGCAUAUGCGCAAGAACUCGCCCAUCGCCAUGGUGUCUUCUUGCACAGAGCCCAGCGCCAUGCUCGACCCGGCAGACGUCCCUCGAACGCCCCGACUGGCGCACGCCACAAUCAAGCCGUCCCCUUCUCCCCCAAUCACCAAGGAAUGGACCACAGGUAUAUCCCGCUCCUCUAGCGCCACAGAGCUCUAUCGUCGAUCAUCGCUAUCCCCAGAUUACAGCUAUACGUUCACGCCACCGACCAGCAAUGGACGAGGCAAGGCUCCCGUACAUGGGAAAGCGGCGCAGCCAUACACUACUGUGCACCGUAGCGGGACGCCACCACCAUCACGCUCAAGACAAGGAUCUCCUCACAGCCGCCUAUACAACAUCUAUUCAGUCCCGGAAGACAAUAAUGAAGUUAUAUACAUGACGGGUAACCGGGCGCCACUGAUCACCGCCGAUCUAUAUCGCGAAUUAUCAAGCAUAAGAGAGCCAUCUCCCAGGCCACGCCCACAAGUGUCGCGCCCGCAAGUAUUGAGUGCACGCCCGCAAGUCACACGCCCGCAAGUCACACGCCCGGAAGUCGCACGCCCGCCCGCCUUGAGUUCACGUCGCGCGGAAAGCGUCCUUCAUCGGGAUGUUGCGCAAGAGGCUGUAGUCAUAUAUGAGACAACGCGCAAGGCCUCCACGCCGCCGGUGCCAGACAAGCUUUCAGACAAGGAUUAUACUCAAGGCUCUCCUUCGCAAUCUCAAGAAGACAAUAAGCAGUUGUCAUGGCCCCCGGCGCUGUCGCAGCAAGACAAGCCCGCAUCAGUCGCUACGAAUGAAGCAGCGGAAGUGAAGGAGCAACUCAAGUCCUGGCACCCUGGCAAGCCGUUCCCCUCACCACCCGGCCUCUGCCUCAGCCACGCACCGCGCAAACAAGGAAUCUAUGACAACGAAGGCAUAACGCUGUCGCAACCCUGGCCAUCUCCAAUCGUCGGCGCCAACGCAAGCCCCGGCAGCGACAAAGCUGCGGAUGACGCAUCUGACAAGGCUUGCGACGAUGAAGACAAGGAAAACAUGCAAACGGACGAUAUUGUGGAAUGGGUCCAGCUGCAGAGAGCCAUCUCUGCAGCGACAACUGUGCCCGUCGUGCCCGCUGUGUCCGUCACGCCCGCCUUGCCCGUCGUGUCUGUCGACGCCGACGCAGCCCCGCCUAUCCAUCGGAGGCUACCACCUGGCGUUUGGAACGCGCCCAGGAUGCCGUCGCGCCUGACACUGGAAGAGAUGGAGCGGCCCAGAGGUGGCUACUGGCCUCCGCGCAACCACAAAGGCGUACCAUGGCGGUCCUAUGCCACGAAGCUGUCAAUGCUCGAGUCGGAGCGCUUGAAUGAUAAGUGCAUCGAGGGGACAUGUGGGCCAUGCUGGAGGUGUGCACAUGCAUCGGAGCCAUGGCUGCGAAUGUACUGGUGGUGGGGUUACCUCGCUAAGCACCAUCCGGAGCUAGCUGAGAGGAGGGAGCAGCGGGAAAAGGUCAAGGGGUCGGACUGCGAUACAGGUAUUCAGGACAAGGCUUUCUAG